Messenger RNA from Brienomyrus brachyistius, 1425 nucleotides. RefSeq names its product transcription factor COE1-A-like. The transcript has 7 exons. NCBI's taxonomy places the organism in Eukaryota, Metazoa, Chordata, Actinopteri, Osteoglossiformes, Mormyridae. Bases 604 to 1368 code for a protein of 254 amino acids. The record is from RefSeq and is a predicted model, not a curated record. Gene Ontology annotation, biological process: regulation of transcription by RNA polymerase II. Gene Ontology annotation, molecular function: DNA-binding transcription factor activity, RNA polymerase II-specific; RNA polymerase II cis-regulatory region sequence-specific DNA binding.
GAGACAGUCAAAUCGGAUUCCUUAGGGAAGGGACACAAAUCACUCCCAUUUUAACAAGGGGAGCGACGCGGGAUCUGCAGCCACAAGGGUCUACCUCCUCUCCUUGAUUUUCCAUUUCUCAUUCAUUUGAUUUUAAGAGAAAGAUCUUUGGUGGGGAAAAAGAAAGAAGAACAAAAACUUGUCAGGGGAUGAUGACACUUGAUCUAGCUCCGGCUGUGAGCUGUAGUUGAUCCUAUUGUUUCUUAAAGUCACUCCUGAGCUUUUGUUUUAACUGAGUAUCUUUAAGCGGACACAGCAAAGUCUCAAGUGAGCUAAUAAUCUUCGUCUGCUCUUCCAUUCCUCACAUUUUAUUUUCGCUUUUCUCAUUUGUGAUGUUCUCACACCAUACACCUAAACCUGGAUUCUGACAGACAUCGCUUUAUCCGAUACUUCUUUUUGUACCGGUAUUUUUCAAAGAUUGACAACUGAGCAGACUUACGGGCACUUGGACGGACUCCCCCCAGCAAGCGGAAAAACGCAAAUCGUUUACGGGCGAUCAGAAGGAACGGGGCCGGGGCGUAUAAGAACAGGCAGAAAGAGUGACAGGAAAGAGAAGCUGUGUUCAUGUUUGGGAUUCAAGAGAGCAUUCAAAGGAGUGGAAGUAGUAUGAAAGAGGAGCCCAUCGGAUCCGGAAUGAACGCGGUUCGGACAUGGAUGCAAGGAGCUGGGGUGCUAGAUGCGAACACGGCAGCUCAGAGCGGAGUAGGUCUGGCCCGGGCGCACUUCGAGAAGCAGCCGCCGUCAAACCUCCGAAAAUCCAACUUCUUUCACUUCGUUUUGGCGCUUUACGACCGACAAGGACAGCCUGUGGAAAUCGAAAGAACUUCUUUCGUUGGAUUUGUUGAGAAAGAAAGGGAAUCCAACGGCGAAAAGACGAACAAUGGGAUCCACUACCGACUACAACUUCUGUACAGCAACGGUAUCAGGACAGAACAAGAUUUCUAUGUGCGACUGAUUGACUCCAUGACCAAGCAGGCCAUUAUUUAUGAAGGUCAGGACAAGAACCCCGAAAUGUGCAGGGUGCUGCUGACGCACGAAAUCAUGUGCAGCCGUUGUUGUGACAAGAAAAGCUGUGGUAACCGGAAUGAGACGCCCUCUGACCCCGUCAUCAUCGACAGGUUCUUCCUAAAGUUCUUCUUGAAAUGCAACCAGAACUGCCUGAAGAACGCAGGGAACCCGAGGGACAUGCGGCGCUUCCAGGUGAGGCUCACCCGGUGGAAAAUCCCUUUGAUUUGUUCGCUGGCAUCGAGGUCACUGAAGGUCAGAGGCAAGCUGGCACGCAGACACAGGCAGACGCGGGGCACACCGGCGAGCAUGCUGUGUGCGUGAUUUACCUGUGUUUAGGGGCAGAGGCCGAGUCCCUGUGGGGGCAGCACUCGCACUGAC